AUGCUGGAACACCUGAGCUCGCUGCCCACACAGAUGGACUACAAAGGGCAGAAGCUAGCUGAACAGAUGUUUCAAGGGAUUAUUCUUUGUUCUGCAGUAGAUGGAUUUAUCUAUGGUUAUGUGGCCGAACAGUUUGGGUGGACCGUCUACAUAGUGAUGGCUGGAUUUGCGUUCUUGUGUUUGCUGACCCUUCCUCCGUGGCCCAUCUAUCGCAGACAUCCCCUGAAGUGGUUACCUGUUCAAGACUCAGCCAUAGAAGAUAAGAAACUGGUGGACAGGAAAGUUAAGAGUCAUGCUAAAAAUAAUUGAUUGGGGCUUUCAUGAUUCAGCACCUGCUUUUGUUUCCUGUGAGAUGAGUAAAAUGCUUUAAUAACCAAAACAUAACCUAAA
Molecule: messenger RNA, 390 nt
Organism: Jaculus jaculus (lesser Egyptian jerboa)
Lineage: Eukaryota; Metazoa; Chordata; Mammalia; Rodentia; Dipodidae
Product: signal peptidase complex subunit 1-like
Exons: 1
Coding region: 1-309 (102 amino acids)
Biological process (GO): protein targeting to ER
Cellular component (GO): endoplasmic reticulum membrane; signal peptidase complex
Source: RefSeq, a predicted model, not a curated record